Messenger RNA from Jaculus jaculus (lesser Egyptian jerboa), 2122 nucleotides. RefSeq names its product LSM12 homolog (gene Lsm12). Lineage: Eukaryota; Metazoa; Chordata; Mammalia; Rodentia; Dipodidae. The transcript has 5 exons. Bases 43 to 630 code for a protein of 195 amino acids. The record is from RefSeq and is a predicted model, not a curated record. Gene Ontology annotation, molecular function: RNA binding.
GCCGCCGCCGCCGCCGCCGCCGGCCGCGGCUGCUCUCCCAAGAUGGCGGCUCCUCCGGGCGAGUACUUCAGCGUCGGGAGCCAGGUGUCGUGCCGGACGUGCCAGGAGCAGCGGCUACAGGGCGAGGUGGUAGCCUUCGACUACCAGUCCAAAAUGCUGGCUUUAAAAUGUCCCUCUUCCAGUGGAAAGCCCAACCAUGCAGACAUCUUGCUCAUAAACUUACAAUAUGUUUCAGAAGUGGAAAUAAUUAAUGACCGAACAGAAACCCCUCCUCCCCUAGCUUCACUCAAUAUUAGUAAGCUUGCCAGCAAAGCACGAACGGAGAAGGAGGAGAAGCUGAGCCAGGCCUAUGCAAUCAGCGCUGGUGUCUCCCUGGAGGGCCAGCAGCUCUUCCAGACCAUUCACAAGACCAUUAAAGACUGUAAAUGGCAAGAAAAAAACAUCGUAGUCAUGGAAGAAGUUGUUAUUACACCCCCAUAUCAAGUGGAGAACUGUAAAGGCAAAGAGGGGAGUGCACUGAGCCAUGUACGCAAAAUAGUUGAAAAACAUUUUAGAGAUGUGGAAAGCCAAAAGAUACUGCAGCGUCCACAAGCCCAACAACCACAGAAGGAGGCUGCCCUGUCAUCCUGAGUCCACCCACGGAGGGCUCUUCCAGCAUCCAGCCACAGAGGUGGUGGUGGCUUCAGCGGAGGCAGGCCGGGGGAGGGAAGGGAUCCUAUAUUUCCUGUUGGCUCUUGUUAAAGGGUCAGCGUUUUCAAAACUUAGACUUGAACAAAGAAAACACCCAACAAAAAGAACAAGAGAAUAAUUUAAAAGUUGAAUCAUUACUUGACUAACAGACUUCGGUCCACCAUGUCCUUUCACAGCCCCCUUCUGGAGCAGUCAUCUUGUUAAUUUUAUUUUGAAAAUUCCUUUCCCAUGCUGCCCUUUACCUUUGACUUUCCUUUCCUACUCUCUUCCUGCCAUUCUGUUUUUAUAAGUGGGUACACUUGCCUUCUAUGAUUGAAGAAACUUUUACAUCUUUUCUUCCAAAAUAAAAGUAACAAGUUGACUGUGAUUCUUAAGUUGAGACCAGAGCAGCAGAGGUCUCACUUUAAAUUUUUCUUUUUUCUUUGUAACUUUUUUUUUUUUUUUUUUUUGCACAGGGCAUGGCUUGAAUUAGUUUUAUUUUUCUUAACUUUAAAUAUAUAUAUGGAAAUAUAUAUUAAAAUGUUCUCUAAGUAUUUUCUGCUUCUUGCAGGUCUCUUUUUACUAGAUCAUGGCCAUUCUUCCCACCUCUUUGCUCUGAAAAAAUAAAAAUAAAAAAAAGAGUAGCCCUUUCUAUCACCCAUAGCCAAAUACUAAUUUGACUUAGUUCACAACAAGGAUCUCCUGCAGCAUUUUGCAGAGCCAAUGUGUGCAGACAGGAUUUGGCUUCGAGGGUUCCUGAUGGCUUUCUAGUUUUAAACUGUGUGUGCCUGUCUCACAUUUGGCCUCAACCUCAGGAUUCCCUCUGCCUUUGUCUUCAAGGUACUAGAAGAACCUCUCACCAGUCCACCUGGGAGUCAGCCACCCUCCCUCGUGCCUCUGCAGGAAGAACUCGCUUGCAUGGCACAUCUCAGCUCUUCGUCCUCCGGGGCUGAUUUUCUCUUCUAAGAAACCUGGAGUCCAUCUACUCCGGCCUUUCUUUAAGUCUAUAUCCAGAGCCUCUAGCCCAGGAAAAAGCUCGAAUGAUUUUUAGUUUCUCUUCUCCUGCCAUCCUCCUGCUCUUCGGCCCCCUCUUACCCCCUAUGAUCUUACAAGCUGAUGCGUUUGUAUGUGCUCAGCCAAUGGGCAGAAAACCUGGGAAGAAUUUCUGGACUUUAGCCCACCAGUUUGUCUGGUUUGACUAUCCUGCUGAGCGCUGAAACUGGCACGUGUUGCUCCUGUGCCCUCAGGGUGGUCUCAUGGGGCAGUGUGCCAACACCUGAAUAUCAGGCACUGAGUGGGACAUGGUGAUGCUCAUGUGACUGGCUAGAGCUUUGGGGGUGGGGUGGGGGUUAACUUUUUUUGGCCAUGAUCUCUUUUCCCUUUUUUUUUUUUUAAUUAAAUAAAUGGAUCAAAACUAAAUAAUUCAAGCCCUGCCUUCAAAAUGGAAUUUUUU